Molecule: messenger RNA, 351 nt
Organism: Cryphonectria parasitica EP155
Lineage: Eukaryota; Fungi; Ascomycota; Sordariomycetes; Diaporthales; Cryphonectriaceae
Product: Pex19 protein
Exons: 2
Coding region: 23-313 (96 amino acids)
Biological process (GO): protein import into peroxisome membrane
Cellular component (GO): peroxisome; peroxisomal membrane
Source: RefSeq, a predicted model, not a curated record
CAAGGACAUCCUGUACGAGCCGAUGAAGGAGCUGAAUGAUAAGUUCCCUGACUGGAUGGACAAGAACCGGGACAAGAUUUCCGAGGCGGACCGCAAGAGGUAUGAAGAGCAGGAGGGGCUUGUGAAGGAAAUCGUGGCAAAAUUCGAGGAGGGGACGUAUGCAGACUCCAAUCCUGCGGACAGAGAGUACAUCGUGGAAAGGAUGCAGAAGAUGCAAGCUGCCGGAUCACCACCGCCAGAUCUAGUAGGAGACAUGCCAUCUGCGCAGGACGCCCUGGGUGCUCCAGAUAUGGAUUCUUGCCCCCCUCAAUGAGCUCAACACUAGAACAAACAUGUUGGAAGAUACAGAGA